GAAAGAUAUAUAUCCAUAUUUUCUCGUCAUGGAUCAACUUUUUGCUUAUACUCUAAUCCGUUAUUUUCUUUUGACUUUUUUAUCUGUUGUUUGUGAACAUCCUCCGUCCGUCAAUCGUGCUUUUCAACACAACAAUCAUAGCACAACUCCGCAACGCAUAAGCCUCAGAUUAAUAGAAUCUUCCACACAAACCUGGAAAGAAAGCCACAUCUAUCCCAGCGCUCGAAAUGGGUCUCUGCGUCUCCCGUCGCCACCAACCUGUCAUCGUCGCGGGUGGUGGACCUGCCCUCGUCCGCCCUAUGGGAAUGGGAAUGGGUAUGGGGAUGGGUAUGGGUAUGGGCCGUCCAGGAUUCGGGAUGCCACCACGUGUGGUCGUGGUCAACCAAGCUCCAAGGCGUCAUCAUGGUGGUUUUGGACCUGGUUAUGGGGGUCCUGGGUAUGGUGGGCCAGGAGGACGUCCUGGAGGUGGAGGGGGGUACGGGAGACCGGGUGGGAGAAGUGGGGGGGGAAGGAGACGUUGAUUGAGAAUUGA
This is a messenger RNA of Cryptococcus deneoformans JEC21, 532 nucleotides long. RefSeq lists its product as hypothetical. Bases 29 to 532 code for a protein of 167 amino acids. NCBI's taxonomy places the organism in Eukaryota, Fungi, Basidiomycota, Tremellomycetes, Tremellales, Cryptococcaceae. The transcript has 2 exons. The record is from RefSeq and is a predicted model, not a curated record.